AUUCUGUAGUACGAGUUGUUGGCUUGCUGAAUGCUGUUACCUACUCGCCUUGUCGAUCGAGUUCUGUGGUGGAAUUGGAAGCCAUUUUUAUUUCGUGUGAAAGUGGCACUGGCAAAAGGAGUAAAAGUUUUAUAGUGAGAGUUUAAAUGAGUGCUCUGUUUAAAUUUGUUUUGUGACACGUGAAUGUGAUAAUAGGAUAAAUAAUGUCUGUGUUUCAAAUGGAUUCGUGUUGAUCUAUCUUUUUAUUAUACGGCCGCUCAGGCAGCCAUCGAUUAUUACUGAACAAGGGGCCGCUUCUACGGCAAAUCGACGCACUUCUUAGUUUGUGGAGUGAGCCAUGGGCAAUAAUGCUGCCACCGCUAAUAAGAAGGUGGACGCCGCCGAAAGCGUCAAGGAAUUCCUUGACCAAGCUAAGGAGGAUUUUGAAGAGAAGUGGAAGAAAAAUCCUACCAACACCGCCGGAUUGAAUGACUUCGAACGAAUAAAAACCCUCGGCACAGGUUCCUUUGGACGAGUUAUGAUAGUGCAACAUAAACCGACGAAAGAAUAUUAUGCUAUGAAAAUAUUAGAUAAGCAGAAAGUGGUAAAAUUGAAACAAGUGGAACAUACGUUGAACGAAAAAAGAAUUCUUCAAGCAAUUAAUUUUCCUUUUUUGGUGAGCCUCAAGUUUCAUUUUAAAGACAACUCCAAUUUGUAUAUGGUUUUAGAAUAUGUACCUGGUGGUGAAAUGUUCUCCCAUCUGAGAAAGGUAGGUCGGUUUUCAGAACCACAUUCUCGAUUCUAUGCGGCUCAGAUUGUCCUAGCAUUUGAGUAUCUACACUAUUUAGAUCUUAUAUAUCGUGAUUUGAAACCCGAGAACUUGUUAAUUGAUUCACAAGGUUAUCUCAAAGUGACAGAUUUCGGUUUCGCAAAGCGCGUGAAGGGCCGUACAUGGACUUUGUGCGGGACGCCCGAGUAUUUGGCACCGGAGAUUAUUCUGUCAAAGGGCUAUAAUAAAGCUGUUGAUUGGUGGGCUCUCGGAGUUCUAGUUUAUGAAAUGGCAGCUGGUUACCCUCCAUUCUUUGCAGAUCAGCCUAUUCAAAUUUACGAGAAAAUUGUUUCGGGAAAAGUCCGUUUUCCAUCCCAUUUUGGUUCUGAUUUGAAGGACCUUCUUCGCAAUCUCCUCCAAGUAGACUUGACAAAACGUUAUGGCAAUUUGAAAGCUGGAGUGAAUGAUAUCAAAGGCCACAAGUGGUUUGCAAGUACAGAUUGGAUUGCUGUAUUCCAAAAGAAGAUUGAAGCACCUUUCAUACCACGGUGCAAAGGGCCUGGAGACACUAGUAACUUUGAUGACUAUGAGGAGGAGGCUCUACGUAUUUCCUCAACUGAAAAGUGUGCUAGGGAAUUUGCAGAGUUCUGAGCGCAUUUAUGGAGCCUGCACAUGGAAGUUUCUGUGAGUAGGUGUUUUGUUUUUGUGAUUCUUCCAUGAUGGCUGUCAUGGAGAGUAAGCAAUUUACCUCUAUAAACAGCUUUGGGACAGUGAAUAAAUCCAGUUUUGGUACUUCAAAGUGAAAGGUAAAGAGGAACUUCGGAAAGGUGGUGUUUGUUUUGCUUAGUGUCCUAUUAUGAUGCACGAUGAAGUGUAGAAACAUUGGUGAUAGAAUGGAUAGUACAGCCGCAAGCCUUGUACAUCCUCAAUGUCAGUCCUGUGUAAUCAGUGAGUAGCUGCUGUUUUUGAUAAAAUUUAAAUUAUUAGCUUUAUUGAAUUUUCUUUUCAUAAUUUUACAUAUUAUAGAUAAUUAUUUGUUGUUGCUUUUAGAAAAUAUGUACACAAAACUUAAGUGAAUCUUACAUAUAACAUAUUAUUUAGAAUGUUAUUAUUUUCAUCAUAGUUGAUGUGAAAUGUGUUUACUCUGUGGCAAGUAUGAAUUAUGCAGAACAAUAAUUAUAAGAUGGACUCUUUUGUUACAGAAGUGGCUUUUCUAAUUUGUUAUUCGUUUUAUUUAGAGAGUUAUUGUUAUAUCAGUUGAUAUUUUAGGUUAGGAUUAAUGGCAUAAAUGAAUUUAACCGAGAUUAAUUUAUUUCCUAUCUUGUGUUCACUUAUGCUAAACAAUUAUGUAUUUGUGAUAUUAUGUGAAAUGUUGAGUCAAAUAAUCUUUAUAGUUCCUUUUAAGUGAAAUACCAUAAUAUCUAAAUGAAGUUUUAUGAAAUAUGUAUCUUCAUUCUUUAAUUAGAAACUGUUACAAGCACUUUGAAAGCAAUAACUUCUAAAACAUACUAGAAAUAAGUAAUUUAACUAUUUAAACAGUGACACCAAUAAAUUCAGUUUAUUUGUUACCCAAUAUAUAAAUCAAUACAAAUAGAUAUGUUGAGCAAAAAUUUUUGGUGUUGUUUGAAUUUAAUUAAUUGUUCAUGUGCAGUUUAGUUGUGAAUCAUUUAGCCUGUGUUCUAAAUAUUGUUCCAAUAAUAAAUAGAGCUUAUUAUGUAGGCCAAUGUCACAAUUUACUGAAUUUUUAUGUACUUUGGUGAUAAUGUUGGUCGGUUUAAAGUGGGAGAUGCAUUGUACUAUUUUAACAAUUAGACAUAGGACUUAAAAUCCCAGCUGUACAAAUAUCAAUCUAGUUAUUUGUAGUGUUUGUGGUAUGUGCGAAUAUGUGUUUAUAGUCAUUAGGUUAGAACUUGAAAGGUUACUUAACUAGCACAUUCAUCUUAUGUAAGCAAAAGUCUAAAUGAGCACCUAGUAUCCUAUAUAGCUCUGUUGCAAGACCUUAUGAAAUACAUUUAAAAAUUUAAUGUUUUAUCCUUGAUACUAAUAAUUAUGUAAUUGACCAAGUUGCUUAUCUAUUAUUAUUAUAAUGUAGUCUGUGAAAAUUUACUUGGUAUAUUAUUAAUUUGACAUGUUAAUAUUUUACAAAUUUUUCUAGGAGUUGUAAUAAAAUCUUGAAAACAAUGUCCUCGCUUGAGGUUUUCUAUAGUCUUAAUUUUAUAUUAUAACACUUACAGUAAGACUUCUCACUAUGUACCAUGUUGGAGUGCCAUACAAUGAAAUAUUUCUUACUGUCAAUGAAACUAUUAUCUUGAUUAUUUUUAAAUAAUAUUAGUUACCUAAAUAAAUCACAACUUAUUAUUAUUUUAAGGUUCAAAUGCAAUGAUUGUACUUGGAAACAAACUGUAAUAUUGGUUCUUGAGAAUUAAUAAUAUUCUUUGGUGUUUAUUUAUUACUAAUUUCUUUUACAUGGAAAUGAUAUUUUUUAAGUUAUUUGGUACAGUUUGGACAUUGUUUCUACUAGCAUUAUUAUUAGUAACAUCUGAUUUUGCUACUUUUUCCUAUCAAAUUAAACUAAAUAUGUUAUUAGGAAAUUUAUGAUGUGUAACCUUUGUGAUUGUCAAUGUUGUAUAUAUAAGAAUUAGAAUGGUUGUAAUUCCAAUAUAUGCAGUUACAAUACAAUAAAAAGCAUUGGCUUGAUUGAUAGGAACACUCCAUUCGGUUAGCUUUCACAAUUUACUGAUUGCCAUCUUUGUAAUGUGAACAUAGCCUUUUGUCUAUUAUAGAUUUGUGUGGCAGUCUGUGUAUUUGGAAGCUGCCUUUUUGUAAUGUUGGUGUUAGUUAAUAUCAGAAUGUUCACUUAUAAAUCUAUUGUAUUGAGUGCCUAUAGCAUUGAAGUUAAAGUGUAAAAAGUCAGUUUAUUUCAAUAAUUUACUCGUCACCGUGUAUUGAUCUUCCAUAAAAUUACGAUGAAAUUAAAAUAUUGAUGUAACAGUAAAAA
Messenger RNA from Leptidea sinapis, 3746 nucleotides. RefSeq names its product cAMP-dependent protein kinase catalytic subunit 1 (gene Pka-C1). The transcript has a single exon. The record is from RefSeq and is a predicted model, not a curated record. Bases 338 to 1399 code for a protein of 353 amino acids. Gene Ontology annotation, cellular component: cAMP-dependent protein kinase complex; nucleus. Gene Ontology annotation, molecular function: ATP binding; cAMP-dependent protein kinase activity. Gene Ontology annotation, biological process: peptidyl-serine phosphorylation. Lineage: Eukaryota; Metazoa; Arthropoda; Insecta; Lepidoptera; Pieridae.